Molecule: messenger RNA, 3405 nt
Organism: Dermacentor andersoni
Lineage: Eukaryota; Metazoa; Arthropoda; Arachnida; Ixodida; Ixodidae
Product: E3 ubiquitin-protein ligase RNF14-like
Biological process (GO): protein ubiquitination
Molecular function (GO): zinc ion binding; protein binding; ubiquitin-protein transferase activity
Source: RefSeq, a predicted model, not a curated record
CAGUAGUCAAUCCAAUCCAGACAGCCGAUAAGAAACACGGAAAUACUCGGAAACGCUCCAUGAAUAUUUGUCCUUGACUACUUAAUCGCUUUUCUUAAAACCCUGAUGUUAACGCCGUCAACGCUGUUGUUUUCCUCUCCUUAACACCACCAGUAACACGGCGGACGCGCCCAUUCUGUGUGAACUCUGUGUUUGCUGUGCUGCAAGGUUCAGCAAUGUGUGCGUGUGCAGUGCUUGCUGCGCGACUUUUCGAAUAGACGUGGGCGAUACACGCUGGACCACAUCACAGAUGAUCUUCUCGAGCAAGCAUUCAGAGGGCGCUUGUUGGCAUGGCAGACGAGGAGGAGCAAGAGAACGAGCUGCUUGUUCUGGAGAGCAUUUACGACGCCUCGGUCUUCGGAGUGAGAAAGAAGCAAGGCCACUACCCCGAAGGACAUUUCCUCGCUCGCGUUGAAGUACCCAAGCCGUUCCGCGUGCUGGUGCCUAGAGUGAAUGCCCCAGAAGAAAUACAGGAGAUUUCGCUGGAACAUUUGCCUCCAAUUGUUUUGGACUUUCAGUUGCCUGCCAACUACCCCUCUAAAUCUGCACCUCGUUUUUGCCUGAGCUGCCCAUGGCUUACAUUGAAAGAGCUGGAGCAGUUAAGCCAUGCGCUAGAUCGCAGCUGGCAUCAGGACCGAAACACUGUGGUGCUGUACCGCUGGAUGACAUUGCUGGACACUGAAGCAGCAGACAUUCUGCGACUGUCAUCUAGCCACACCUUGGUGCCUCUCUUCAAGGAGCUGACCAGACUGCGUGCAUAUGGGAGAACAAAGUGGAAAAAGUGCUACACAUACCGUGGCAAUGGACGCACUGAUUUGCGUGUCUUUAAGGAGGCAGUAGACCCGCUAACAUUGACCACUCUUCUCACUGAGUAUAACAGCCGAGAAAAGCGGCGGCUGUUUGACCUACAGUGGCUGACCUGCCAGGUGUGUCUGACAUCCAAGUUGGGCUCGGAGUUUGAACUGGUGAUUGGCUGCGACCACCCGUUCUGCCGGAGCUGCCUCCGCGAGCACUUUCGCAUCCAAAUCGAGAGUGGCUGUGCCAACCAGCUCCGCUGUCCACAGGAGAAAUGCACCACGCAGGUGGUGCCCACACAGGUGAAGGCGCUAGUUGGCGAUGCUCUUGGCUCACGCUAUGAGGAGAGCCUGCUCAGUGCCUACCUGGACUCCCAGGAGGACCUGACCUACUGCCCCCGGCUACAGUGCCAGCGGCCAGUGGUGUUAGACCCGGGUCUGCCCAUGGCACAGUGUGCCAGUUGCCAUUUUGUUUUCUGCCUCUACUGCCGCAUGGUGUACCACGGGGUCCAGCCCUGCCGUCUCAAGCCUGGGGAACAGAGGGCUAUCCGAGAUGAAUACCUGUCAGCAACUCCAGCGGCGAAACAAGCAAUGGAGAAGCGGUAUGGGAGGCGCACGCUGCAGCUUCUGGUGGACGAAUCGCUCACCCAAGACUGGAUGCAAGAGAACAGCAAGAAGUGCCCGCACUGUGGCAUUUCCAUCGAGAAGCAAGAUGGCUGCAACAAGAUGACUUGCUGGCGCUGUGGAACCUAUUUCUGUUGGAUCUGUGUGGUGGCCCUGAAGGCGUCCGGGAACCCAUACCAGCAUUUCAGUGAUCCCAGGUCCAGCUGCUUUAACAAGCUGUUUGAAGGGGCAGAUGAGAUUGCCGAAGAGGACGACCACGAAUUUGGAGAGUUUUUGUGAACAUUUGUUACCUCUACGGUUCCUGUCCAAGACAGUGCCUAGUUUUUUUCCGAGCCUCAUUCAGGCUGUGUUUGGCUCACAACACUGCAGCUGAUUGGAUCACCGUAGAUGACAUGGAAGUCAUGACGGUGGCAUGAAAAACUGGAUGUGCACCAUGGAAAGCAACAUGUAUCCCAAGGAAGCACUUCAAUAUAACUUCUGUAAUAAAUUCUUUUUUUUUUUUCCACCUUUUGCAAAUGAGAUUUCAAAGGUCCCCUCGCCAGGCUUGGCCAUUUCAAGCAGACAAGCGCAGUCUAUACAAUGUGUGCUGAUGAUUACAUCUGCAAAAUAUUGCACCGCUACGCGCUGCAAUGACAGCUGGAAUUUCAAACCAAAUGCCAUGCGUCGUUCUCAAGGGAGCCGCUCUUAUCCGGAGAGUCGAGAUCAGACGCGCAAGUGCGCCUACAUAAUUCGUAUUUCUGAAAUGUCACUCGCUGCGACGCCAUGUGACUUCAAGAAUAAUUCAAGGCUACACCGAUUAUUUGUUUGAUCUGCUGCUUCAUUAGACGAUUAAAAGUUUAGAGAAAUAAUAAACCCUACAAACCGAACAUCUGCAAAUUUUUGUUUUACUCCUUGCCUUAGCAAGAGAGAUGUACUUCUGUUUUGUUUGCUUCUUCCCACGUCAUGCAGUCACAUGUGCAGAAAACAAAGCUAUCUGCAAUCUUCUACGGGGUUCCAGCAUGCGAUCAUGCUCUUUGGUCUACUUGUGUCUGCCUCAGUGCUUGUGUGGCACUGACUUAAAUCUCUAGUCAGGUGUUCUCAUGCAUAGCGCACAAAAUUCUGUGCUGCGCGAAAUGACAAGUGCAACAGCUCGCACACGAAACCAUCACCUGAAGUGCGCCACACAGCAGGAACACAAGAGGGGGGAAAAAGGGCAACCUGUGACGUAUGCGUUACGUGAUCCCCUGGCUUUGGCAUGUGAGAAUGCAUGGAAGAACUUUCGCUUGCGGAGGCUAGACGGGGGAAAGUAGAGAAAAUGUCUAUGUUAGCAGUGGAGCUUUCCUCCUGAAAUCAUGAGUUUGCAGCGCUUCAAAUAGUAUUAUUUGCGCUGUUAAUGAAAAAUUCUUCCAGUAGAAUGCUCCUUAUGGGGCACGUAAUGACUUUCAGCGUAUAACCAAAAUUUGCUAGGUAGCCUGGUGAGGGGCCUUUUAAGAAGCAAAUCUCUCCAAGUCCUUGUACAUUAUUAUAUGCCUAUGAUUUAUUCCUGGGACACGCAUACAGCAUACAACACGCAUACUCAUUUUGAAGUAGCAUAGACCGUAAAUGUUCCCACAAGCGCCUGGUUUCCUACGUUACUUUUGCAGAAACCUUAUUGCUGUAUUGAAGGGACACUAAAGUCUCGCAAUGAAUCAUUUUUGACUAAUGAAGUAUUCUUUCCACUCAUUUGGCGAAAAGUCGAUAAAAUAUUGAUUGUUUUUGGAGAUGAAAACUAAGCUUCCCUUUUCUUUAAUUUUACAUUGAAACCUCAACACACACAUGACUGUGUGGUGUCACAAGUGUGAAAGUACAUAAAGUGUUCACGGGAUGUAUGUAUGCCAUUUUGUUAUAUUAACUGCUUCCGUUGUAUUUAUGUACAUAAACAGAUCGAGAUAAAGCGCUGUACAACAAUACGGCAGCCUCUAUGACAGUG